Messenger RNA from Cebus imitator (Panamanian white-faced capuchin), 710 nucleotides. RefSeq names its product Fanconi anemia core complex-associated protein 20-like. Gene Ontology annotation, molecular function: ubiquitin binding; K63-linked polyubiquitin modification-dependent protein binding. The record is from RefSeq and is a predicted model, not a curated record. NCBI's taxonomy places the organism in Eukaryota, Metazoa, Chordata, Mammalia, Primates, Cebidae. The transcript is spliced from 4 exons. Gene Ontology annotation, biological process: DNA damage response. Bases 52 to 594 code for a protein of 180 amino acids.
CUGGAGGCCGGGGCGGGGCCUGUGCUCAUUUCCGUCCGGCGCGCAGCUCCGAUGGAGGCGGCCCGGAGGCCGCGGCCGGGGCUGAGCCGUCGGAGGCCGCCCCCGGCGGGCGGGCCUUCUGGCGACCGCCCCUGGUUUCUCCUGGGGGGUGAUGAACGGGAGCGUCUCUGGGUCGAGCUGCUGCGCACCGUGAGCCCAGAGUUGAGCCUGGAUCAGGAGUUGCCUCCACUGCCCGCCUUCCCUGGACAGGAGCGCAGCUGCAGCCCGGGAGCCACUGAAGUCUUCACUGUGGGACCCAAGACCUUCUCCUGGACGCCCUUUCCGCCAAACCUAUGGGGCCCUGGCCGCUCCUACCGGCUGCUUCGCAGGGCAGGAGGGCACCUGGAGUCCCCCAACAGGUCCACUCCCCAGCACCUGGCACCUGAUCCCUGCAGGGCACCCAGCGUGGAGCCGCAGCCGUCUGUGGAGGGUGCCGCAACCCUGCGCAGCUGCCCUAUGUGCCAGAAGGAGUUCGCCCCCAGGCUGACCCAGCUGGAUGUUGACAGCCACCUGGCCCAGUGCUUGGCCGAAAGCACAGAAGAUGUGAUGUGGUGAGCACCUUCCAGGGAGCCCAGCGCUGUGUCAGAUCCCCUCCCCCACCAGAAGCCCCUCCUCCCAGCUCUCCAGCUUGCACAUUAAAGCAGGGUGCACCUGUCUGUUGUGAUGAAACA